Messenger RNA from Myripristis murdjan (pinecone soldierfish), 2562 nucleotides. RefSeq names its product spindle and centriole associated protein 1 (gene spice1). The transcript is spliced from 18 exons. The record is from RefSeq and is a predicted model, not a curated record. Gene Ontology annotation, cellular component: centriole; spindle; centrosome. NCBI's taxonomy places the organism in Eukaryota, Metazoa, Chordata, Actinopteri, Holocentriformes, Holocentridae. The coding region runs from base 96 to 2432 and encodes 778 amino acids. Gene Ontology annotation, biological process: metaphase chromosome alignment; regulation of centriole replication; mitotic spindle assembly.
AUGCUCUACUGUCAUUCGGCGUCCAUGGCAACAACACAGGAAGUGGCGCGCCAUUGUUGAAAAGUGACACACAACGGUUCAGUCUCAAAGUGAAGAUGUCGUUUGUGAGGCUGGGGCGCUCACAGCACACUCAAGGGAAAAGGCCUGUCCGGCCCAAGAAGGCAGCAGCUCCUAGGAGAGAGUGGGUGAGCACUGUCAAUGAUCUCUCCGUGCACAAGCUGACACCUGAUGAGCUGAAUCAUCGUCAUGAAAUUCACAAGUCCCACAACAAGGCCGUGGCUCAGUGGGAGUUGAAAGAGAAAGCCCUAAAGCGCCGCCUCAGACAGCCUGGGAGCCCUGCACCACUGGACCAUGCCACCCUCAGCAUCAUCAGGGAGGUUUUCUCAGACCAGCUGCUGCUGCAGGACGUGUUGGCCCGCUCAGACAGAGCCAUGGCUGUGGUCAAGGACCUGUUUGGAGAUGCUCCACGCAGACAGACUGGGCACCCCAGUGUGACUAUGGCUCCCAACUGUGAGUCUGACUCAGCACUGCCUGUGUUACAGAGACCAGAUCCUCCGACCCAGCUGUCACUCCUCAGCCAGUCCAUGAUGGACCAACAGGCCCUCAAUGAACUAGAAGUUUCUGAGGAAGAGCACAGUGACGGUGAUACCUGUCCUGCUGCCAGUUCAAAAUCUCAUGUAAUACAUAGGGCCAAUUUACGGAAAAUGAAGUUAAAGAAUCAGAGCAGAGUGGUGCGACAGCAGAGGGUCUGUCCCAACUUUGAGCUCCAGGCAGAAGGUGGUGGUGUUCCUGUAACCCCCUGUACAUCAGCCACUGCACCAGACCCAGCAGCUCUCAAUGCCACAGUGGCAGUUCAGCAUCUGCGGUCCAGACAGAGCCAAUCAGAGGAAGGCAAAGACCCUUCAACCCUGGUUACUCAGGUCCUGAAUCCUGAGUCCACCCUAAACCAGUCAGGCAGGAACAGCGGUUGUUCCAGCAGGAGCAGAAAGACUCGUGCAGAGUGUUUUUCUCAGAGUUCAGGGCUGGAUGGCUCUGCUGUCAGUGCUGCUGGUGGGGAGCAGUCCAGUCUGGGCCUGUUACAGGCCAUGCUGGGCCAGGUGGAGGCUGAGCUGGACUCCCUGAGUCCUGACACAGUACCUACAUCAAUCCCAGGUCAACAGCAGCACAAAACAGCAGGCCUCACUGGGUUCUCUGUCGCCCUGGUCUCCACUCUACAACGCUUGGUGCACCUUGUCAGACAGAGGGAGGAGGAGGCGCAGAAGGAGGCUGAAGAGAGAAGAAGGCUCGAGGGGGAAGUGAGAGAGCAGCGGACACUGAUCGAUGCCCUCACUGCUGACGUCAUGGCUCUGAGAGAGGAGAGCGCUGCCCUGCAGGCGGGGCUGCAGCAGCACACGGAAAAGCUGGAUCAGAAGUUGGACACGGUGGUGGUGGCGCUGGGAGGACUUGGACUUCUGGGAGCUCACACAGACUGUGGACCUCAAGACUCCAACGUUAAAGUCUGUCAGACUGGGCCCUUUCCUGAGCGAACACAAGCGCCGGUUUCUCCCGCGGUGCUGCUCUCCCCUCCUCAACAAAGAGACACCUGGCAGCACCGUCCCGUCGGUCACCCUGUGCGGCUGCACCACGACCCACCUCCUCUUGCCACCACGUGUUCCUACGAGGACGUCCAGGCCUGCGUCCUGUCCAACAGUCUCUCCAGCCUGCCACUCACCAGCUUCCCGUCCACUUCCUCCCUGACCCUGACCUCUGACCCUCUUCCUCCACAGCGGUCUCAAGAGGCCAUGCUGGCUGAGAUCACUCAGCUGACCCGACAGAAUGAGCUGAUCAGGACUCAGCUGAACCAAGCUAAGACUCUUGGGUCAGAGGUCAGACGAUCCCCUAACGACAGCAGCGAGCAGAGAGCGUCAUGUUCCAGCAGCGCAGGGAGAGCCACGCCUCCAAGUGCUGGAGAGAGGAGGCUGUCCAACAGCACAGGGAGAGCUAAUCAAAAUUCUCAGGCUGUCACCGGAGAGCGUCUUACUCAACAGGCAGCAAUGCCUGACAGCCUCAGUGCGAGCACCGUUGAACAGCGCCUCCUAGAGCUGAACAGGCAGAGUGCAGCGGCCAGGAGCCGACUGUUGGGGCUCAUCGAGCAGCAGAGACAGAGCAGCUCGGCCAGAGUGUCCCCCUCCAUCUCCCCAAUACCUCCCUCCGCCGUCAGCCCACACACAGCAGGGGGAGAAGGGACCCCAGAGGUGUCCAUGCUACUGCCUGUACAGGACCCCUUGUCGCAGGCCAGUGGUGGUGGGAGACGCUCGGCUGGUGGCGAGGUGCUGUCACAAAGCCCAGGGGGAGAAACCAGAGAUGGAAAGACACAGGUACACACACACAAGCCGGCGGACAAGUUGAGAGAACGAGAGGGCUGGUUUGCCUUGUCUGCUCAUGUGAGAUGACAGGAAGAGAAACAAUUAUUCAACCUGAGAAGCCUGAAGAUGUUACAACCUGAUCUUUUUUAUUAUGUUUUUAUUUGUUUUUAUCUAUGCAUCAUUAAAUGAAUGAAUUAAAUGUGUUAAUUUUCACAAG